AUGGAUUUAAUUUGGUACUCUGGUACGCAACUAAUAGAGGAUUUAGUUGAGCUAGAAUCCGACAAAGGAAUUUUGAUCAACACAGCACAGGGAUAUUUUACGAUGCGAGCGGUAUUAGUUGAUAUACUUGGUGAUACUCUGGCGGUACAUGAUGUUUUGGGGAUGCUCAGCCCUUCGGCUAAAAUGUUCUGCCGAACAUGCUACGCCAAUCGUGAUUCAUUGAAAGCCGGUGAGCUUGGUGAUAACUAUCCAGCACGGACAGUAGCCAGUACUAAAAGCGACUUGGAAGCUCUUCAAGCAGGAAAAACAACACCUGGUCAAGUUGGGUUGGUGCGCGAUUGUUCAUUCCACAAGCUGAAAUAUUUUCACAUGGCAAACAAUUUGACGUUCGAUCCCAUGCAUGACUUACUCGAAGGAGUAGCAGGAAAAUUGGCUCGGUUAUAUGAUAAACUCAUGACAAAAUUGGAUCAAGAUUCAAAAGAUAAAUUUGCAGUGAACCUAGCUACAGAUUUAGGCAUUGAUUCAAGCCUGCGGUAUUUGAAAACUCAUAAAUACAUACAUUACUCAGAAGUUAACUUUAAUGGUAAUGUUAACAAACUAUGCAAAAAGGAAACAACAGAGAACGGAGUUACCAUGGAGAGCCUACUUUUAAUGGUCGAGAACGAUUUAAAAAGCAUGGGAAUCAUUAAAAAAGGACCGACUGUUCUAAUCCUGGAUUUUAUCAACACAUCGAAGGCUUGUCUUGCUGAAGAUGAAAAUGUUCAAGAGUCUCUGGAACCAGACAUCGCAUCUACUACUUUGACGGAUAAUGAACUGGAAUCAAUCUUGGAGCAACAUCCACGUUUUCAUGGCAUAUACGUCAAAAAGUUGGCUCCCAAUGGUACUCUGCAGCAUGGAGAGUUACUACUUAUGACAAGAAUCUUGUGUGAUCAUUUCUACGGUCGGCGCAUUUGGGAGGACCACAACUACCCAACACAUUUUGAAAAAAAGAUGCUUGCUGAGCGAAUCGUCAGGGCAUAUCCCCAGUUAGGCAAACCUGUUUCCUGUGGAGCACCUCUCGAGUCGGUGUUUUUUUAUAAGAACAAUGGUAAAGCUAAAGGACCACAUAGUGGAUAUAUUGAACAACGCGUGUCCAAUAUGCGCAAAGAAGUACCUUUGGAUAAGAGAAAAUUCCGACGAACAAAAAACAUGCCAAAUUUGGAAUUUGUUACAGAGCAAAUGACUGCAAGUGCAGAAAUGCUAACAGCUUUGGAAGCAACGGCCCAGAACUGCCUCGAAAUUUCGACGAUUAUGAAACAGUGCUUCUCGAUUCAUAAAAACAUGAUAACGCAGGGAAAAAAUGUUCAUCAGAUUUACAGUUAUUUCCCUCAUCUAAAGUCAUAUCAGGGUCUUUUGGUGCAACAAGCGUUUGGAAGGUUGUUGGAAAAUCCCGUGCCAGAAGGAAUUUUGAAAAAAAAUACUGUCUCAAGCCCUAUUGCUACAACGUGAGGCAUUCAAUGAAGUAAAUGAUGUGUAUAUAAGAGGAUGUUUAAUUCUUAUGAAGGAAAUGGCGGUCCGCGGAGUUAAUCGACCAAUGGAAACGAUGGAUUUAUCUCCUGAAGAAAUCUAUGCGUCUCCGCUAAUAAAGUGGAUUAGAAUUGAAGAUGCUACUGAUUACUUCGACCGUGAGAACCCUACAGCUCACAUUAUUUGUUUCGGCUCAGCGUUUCAAAGUGGCCAUUUUAUGAUUGUGCUAGGCAGGAAUUGUAGUAUCAAUAUGGGAGCGAACGCUUUACAAACAUUAGAUGUUUUUUUAAGACUUUUAUUGUGUUCAACAUUAACAUCCCUGCCUUGCUUAGACCAUUGUAUGAUUUUUUGUCCAUAAAAUUGUUCAAAACACUAACGCAUAGCUCUCGUCGCUCGGUAAAUGAGUUGGUGAAUCAGUUCGUUGGUACAGAUAUCGCUGAGCAAGCCCAGGGAAAUAAUAAUUGUUAUAUCUUAAAAAAAAUGAAUCUGUAAAAAAUAUGAUUUAAACAACUAAAACUAAAUAUCUGUUGUUUAUUACAAAAACUAAAAAUACAAACAGAGUUUCAAAUAUGAUUGUUUAAUAA
Wyeomyia smithii (pitcher-plant mosquito) is the source of this 2090-nucleotide messenger RNA. RefSeq lists its product as uncharacterized. The record is from RefSeq and is a predicted model, not a curated record. The transcript is spliced from 10 exons. The coding region runs from base 1 to 1488 and encodes 495 amino acids. Lineage: Eukaryota; Metazoa; Arthropoda; Insecta; Diptera; Culicidae.